UCGCGCAGGACGCGGACAACUAGAUGUGUCUGGCUGGGCGCACACAGCGUGCAGUAUCGGCAUGUCGGGCCCACAGCACAGACAAGCUCCCAGAGAAUAAAGGCUCGGUGACCUGGCCAGUCCUGCCCUGUAACACAACUGCCCCUUGGACUGUGCCAAGUGGCUGGCCAGUGCCUCCGCCAGGAUGGACACAAGGACGGUGCUGCUCGUCCUGCAAGCCUUGCUGGUGCUGCCCCUGGCUGAUGGCACUGACCCCGUCCUGCGCUUUGUGGCUGUGGGUGACUGGGGCGGGGUCCCCAAUGCCCCGUUCUACACAGCCCGGGAAACGGCCAACGCCAAGGAGAUUGCCAGGACGGCGAAGAUCCUAGGCACAGACUUCAUCCUGUCGCUGGGGGACAAUUUCUACUUCACCGGCGUGCAUGAUGCCUACGACAAGCGGUUCCAGGAGACCUUUGAGGAUGUGUUCUCUGACCCCGCCCUCCGCAAUGUGCCCUGGUACGUGCUGGCUGGCAACCACGACCAUCUGGGCAACGUCUCGGCACAAAUCGCCUACUCCGGGAUCUCCAAACGCUGGAACUUCCCCAGCCCUUACUACCGCCUGCGCUUCAAGAUCCCACAGUCCAAUGUGACCGUGGCCAUCUUCAUGCUGGACACCGUGACGCUGUGCGGCAACUCGGACGACUUCCUCAGCCAGCAGCCGCAGAGGCCCCGCGACCCGCAGAUGGCCCGCACACAGCUGUCCUGGCUCAAGAAGCAGCUGGCGGCGGCCAAGGAGGACUAUGUGCUGGUGGCCGGCCACUACCCGGUCUGGUCCAUUGCCGAGCACGGGCCCACCCACUGCCUGGUCCGUCGGCUGCAGCCACUGCUGGCCACGUACAAGGUCACCGCCUACCUGAGUGGCCACGACCACAACCUACAGUACCUUCAGGAUGAGAACGGCAUCGGCUACAUACUGAGCGGGGCUGGUAACUUCAUGGACCCCUCGAAGAGGCACUUUCGCAAGGUUCCCAGCGGCUACCUGCGCUUCCACUACGGGGCGGAGGACUCCCUGGGCGGCUUCACCUACGUGGAGAUCAGCCCCAAAGAGAUGAGCAUCACCUACAUCGAGGCCUCGGGCAAGUCCCUCUUCAAGACCAAACUGCCCAGGCAAGACCGGCCCGAGCACUUGUGAGGGGCCGGAGGCAGAGAGACCUCCCUGCCAGGGGGGUGGCGGGCCCCCCUGGACCCCCGCCCCUGGGCAGGACUUCUCAGGGGCCUGUGGUUCUGCUGAGCGGGAACCACACUCUUAAACCUGACAUCCUUCCGUCACUGCCAAAUAUUCAAUAAAAGAAUAGACGUGC
This is a messenger RNA of Myotis lucifugus (little brown bat), 1340 nucleotides long. It is a transcript of the gene ACP5, whose product is annotated as acid phosphatase 5, tartrate resistant. Lineage: Eukaryota; Metazoa; Chordata; Mammalia; Chiroptera; Vespertilionidae. The transcript has 6 exons. The record is from RefSeq and is a predicted model, not a curated record. Gene Ontology annotation, biological process: bone resorption. Gene Ontology annotation, molecular function: ferrous iron binding; ferric iron binding; acid phosphatase activity. The coding region runs from base 185 to 1171 and encodes 328 amino acids.